AUGGUUUCGUUUAGCAAAUCCGCCGCGGCGGCCGCUCUGGUCUUCCUGACGGCUUCGGUCGAUGCCCAUAUGAAACUCAAGACUCCAGUUCCAUAUGGCCAGUCCACACUCGACAACUCACCCCUCCUUGCUGAUGGUUCCGACUUCCCUUGCAAGCAGCGCCCUGGUGUCUACGAUGCCGAAGGUGCCAACAACGUCAUGGCCAUUGGUGAACCACAGACCCUUAGCUUCAUCGGCAGUGCGGUCCAUGGUGGGGGCUCGUGCCAGGUCAGCCUGACAACCGAUCUACAACCUACCAAAGACUCCAAAUGGAUGGUCAUCAAGUCUAUCGAAGGUGGCUGCCCUGCCUCCGUCCCAGGCAACCUUCCCGCAGACCCCAACGGCUCCGGUGCUAGCACUUUCCAAUUUACCAUUCCCGACGGCAUCGCUCCAGGUCAAUACACUCUCUCAUGGUCAUGGAUCAACAAGAUAGGGAAUCGAGAGUACUACCAAAACUGCUCGCCUGCUACCGUUACCGCUGCGAAGAAGAAGAGAUACGCGCCAGCUCCCAAGAUCGCCAAGCGCCAAACUUCGUUUCCUGACCUUUUUGUUGCCAAUCUCAAGGGUAUCAAUGACUGUGUGACUGAGGAAGGGUUUGACUACGUCUACCCAAAUCCCGGCCAAGUUGUCCAAUCGGCAGGUACCGGUCCUUAUACCACACUUACUUGCGGUGCCGCUGCUGGCAGUGUUCCUGCUGAGCAACCCACAGCAUCGGCUGCUGUGGCAUCAGCCUAUGGCGCUACAACUGCAGCUGCGUCGGAAGCGACUGAAGCGGCCGGCGCCUCUGGACCAACCUUUGCCGGCCCGGCCGAUUCGCAACCUACUAGCACGGGUGGUUCCGGGCCCGCAAUUUUCGCAUCCGGCGCAGCUUCUCCCCCCACCUCCACUGAUCUGCCUCAAGUCAUCCCGGUCAAAACUGCCGCUCCAGCGGCAACUGUCGCAGCCAGCACCGGCAGCAACGACACCAACUCGUCGGGGACAACCGCUGGCGCCCAAUCCGGUCCUUGCAGCAAUGAGGGUGCUUGGGCAUGCUCUACGGACGGCUCCAGCUUCCAGCGUUGCGCGAGCGGCACCUGGAGUGUUUCAAUGGCCAUGGACGCGGGUAUGAAAUGCCAGCCAGGAGUCUCGAUGACCUUCGCCAUGCUUCCAGGCAAAGUUAAGCGCCAUUCGCAUGUGCGCCGAAUGGGGGGUUUGAUUGGCAGAUCUCACCACUAG
Molecule: messenger RNA, 1254 nt
Organism: Capronia coronata CBS 617.96
Lineage: Eukaryota; Fungi; Ascomycota; Eurotiomycetes; Chaetothyriales; Herpotrichiellaceae
Exons: 1
Coding region: 1-1254 (417 amino acids)
Source: RefSeq, a predicted model, not a curated record